AACCCUGUGUACGAACCCAGCCAAAAUCCGACAUUUUGUUUUUCAUCACCUUUUCGGAAGCGAGGCACAGAAAAUAUUAUACACACAUAAUUAAUCGAUUGAAGCCAUUGAAAGCAGCAGCAAGUGUAUUAGCAGCACAGGAAAAGUGAAAAUUUACAUAUUUGUCUAUAUAUAAAGUAAAAGUAAAUUAAGUGAAAAUGGGCGAUCAAAGAGGUACACGCGUCUACGUCGGUAAUUUGACCGAUAAAGUAAAGAAAGACGACUUAGAAGGAGAAUUCACCAAAUACGGCAAGUUAAAUUCUGUAUGGAUUGCUUUCAAUCCACCAGGCUUCGCAUUCGUGGAAUUUGAACAUCGUGAUGACGCAGAAAAAGCAUGCGAUGUACUUAAUGGUACAGAAUUGCUGGGCUCCCAAUUACGUGUAGAAAUCUCCAAGGGGCGGCCACGUCAAGGUCGCCGUGGUAUGGGCGAUCGUGGUCGACGGGACUUCGGCCGCCGUAGUAAUAGUGGUGGAGGUGGCGGCGGGUACCGCCAACGUGGCUCUGGAGGCGGCGGCGGUGGUCGUUACCAUGACCGCGGCUACUCCGGUGGCGGUGGCGGCCGUCAAAGCGGUGGUUACAGCAGCCGUGAUGGCGGCAGUAGUGGCUUCAAUCGUCGCGACGUUUACGGUAGCAGCAGCGGAGGACGAGAUAGUGGACGCUCAUUCGGCGGUGGUGGUGGCUACGGCAGCGGAAGUGGCGGACGUAGUGGUGGCAGCAGCCAAGGUGGAGGACGCUUCAGAUCGCGUUCACCAGUGGGACAUCGCUUCUAAACUUCUAAGCAACGCGCUAAUACGAGAACAAGUAAUAUGAAUAAUAUUGUGUUUGUAAGAGAAGGUAGCAUGAAGUGAUUGUUGGAACUCGCGUGUGUGUAGGACCAACAGCGCAUAUUUUAAAAAUUUAUAGGAGAUUAUUACUAGUACGCAGUAGUUUGAGAGUAUUUGAGAAAUGCAGAAUUUGCAAUUCGUUUUAGAAAUGUAAGGGAUAUCGAAAUACAAACCAAACACCAUGUGUUUGAAAAACAACAAAAAAAGAAGAAAAAAAAAUUAUAAAACAUUAAUUGGUUUAAGUAAAUGUAGAGCAAGCAGACAUCAUGCGACCGUAGAAGAACACGAUGAUGAAGAUUAAUAAUGAUGAUAUGAUGAUGAUGAUGAUAAUAUGUAGAAAAUGUCUACCGCUAACCAAAUUUAACGCUAUAUAUAAGCUAAUUCGAGACCAGUUACUACGCAAGCAAAAGAAAAAAUAUCAUAACAUUUGAAAUAAAUUAUCUUCAAUAUCUAUGUAUACUUAACAGUAUUCGUAACAUUAUCUGGAUGUAUUGAUUUUUCUUCGAAUUUUCGUUUAUAAAACUUUAUGUUCAUUUUUCGCUAAUCUUAUCUACACAAACAUAUUUCAACUACGACAUAUACGACGUUAUUUAUUCUACACUUCCAGCCUUAAAUCCACGCCUUUACACGCUCGCUCGCGUAUAUGCAUUAUCCAAGUUCCAACUCCUCGCAACUCCGAAUUGGCUUCGUUUUAUGUUCAAACUCGGCCGUCUCAAGAUGAAGUAUAAAGCAGACUUCGAAAAUUUCAUUACAACAGCGCCUAACGCGUUUCUUAUGAAUACCGCGGAACUCAUGUUACAUACCCUCCGAUUUAAGAAAAACAAAUUUCAAUCGUACUUCGUUUGUAUUUUACGUACGCUCACGAAACAAGUUUUCCAAAACUUCCAACAUUUUUAAACUCAGUCCUCCGCCUUUUUAUUAUUUUCGUUUGCCACCAUUGCGUCGCACAUUUCCGCUUUUCAUAUUCAUCGCACAAUAUUUCGCAAAUCAAUCCAGUUAUCAGCCAAACUGAAAAGUCGUAUCGUAUCAUUCGAAACCGAACGCGUCCAACUAUCUUCUAUCUAUCUCCGUCUGCGCUUCCGUAAAAGAAAUUCACAUACUUCGCAUACCAAAUUGAAAAAUUGAUGAUAUGCUUCGUACUUGUCCAUGGAUUAAAUCCCCUCCUCAACCCAAACCGACUAUCGGUCGUACCCUUUGUGAAUGCUUAAUGCUAUUAUCAUGUAACGCCUCGUCAAUAUGCAUUUACAAUAAUAAUGGGUACAUACAAAAAUGAUCGGAAGUACCCUAAAGAGUCGGUGGGGUAAAUGCGCUUAAUAUAAGUAAGUGGGAAAAGCUCCCGCUUACAACCUCAAAUGCACUGUAAGCUUACACAAUUAACGCGACAGGACUGAUGGACUAUUAACUACUACUAAUUUUUUUUUUUUCAUAUUUGUUUUUUUUUUUUUUCGCUGACUGACUACAAACACUCCUACUACUAACUCUUGACUUCAUUUCCAAAGUCUUAUGGUUUCAUCGAUAUCAGUAAGUAUGAUUUAGCAUUGUAAGGGGCUUAUGGUUGGGUUUUUAAUGUGAUGAAAAUUUUCAAUAUUAUUGCAACGAUGCAACUGACCAUUAUGAAAAGUUUUAUAUUUGUAUUUCAAACACUAAAGGUGUUGAUUCUAUCAUCUUCAAAGCUUUGGCUACAGAUAAAUUUCGAAUUUAUUAAUUAACUUCAUUCAUCAGUUUCAUACUUAAAUAUUAAAUACAAAUGGUUAGCAAUAUGAAUAACUAAAUUAUACUAAGUAAUUCAGUUCACAAUUAUGUUAAAAUAAAUGCAAUAUAUAACUAAUCU
Molecule: messenger RNA, 2694 nt
Organism: Ceratitis capitata (Mediterranean fruit fly)
Lineage: Eukaryota; Metazoa; Arthropoda; Insecta; Diptera; Tephritidae
Gene: Rsf1
Product: RNA-binding protein Rsf1
Exons: 1
Coding region: 198-809 (203 amino acids)
Molecular function (GO): RNA binding
Source: RefSeq, a predicted model, not a curated record